ACACCAGCUUCAGAGUCAGUUCAGACCUGUGUCUGCAACAGAGCUGCAAUCUUGAGCAACUCCUUCAGUCUGACAUGGCAGAAAAACCAUGUCCCUCCACACAAAUAUCUGAUGAAGAAGAUACACAAAAAGAAGAUAAUAUACGUUGCUUAAAUAUGCUUGGCCAUUUUGGUUUCGAUUGUUUGGCUCAUCAGCUGGUGGACAGAUCUGUUCAACAAGGAUUCGUUUUUAAUAUUCUUUGUGUGGGGGAAACUGGAAUUGGAAAAUCAACCUUGAUUGACACACUGUUCAAUACUAAUUUGAAAGACAAAAAAUCUUCACAUUUUUACUCAAGUGUUGGACUUAAAAUUCAGACAUAUGAACUCCAGGAAAACAAUGUUCAGUUGAAAUUAACUGUUGUGAAAACAGUGGGCUAUGGUGAUCAAAUAAACAAGGAAGCCAGCUACCAGCCAAUUGUUGACUACCUAGAUGCUCAGUUUGAGUCCUAUCUUCAAGAAGAAUUGAAAAUUAAACGUUCCUUAGGUGACUACCAUGAUUCCCGCGUCCAUGUGUGCCUUUACUUCAUUUCACCUACAGGACAUUCUCUGAAGUCUCUUGAUAUAUUAACCAUGAAGAACAUUGACAGCAAGGUGAACAUUAUACCAGUGAUUGCCAAAGCAGAUGCAAUUUCUAAAAGUGAUUUACAGACAUUUAAGUGUAAGAUAAUGAAUGAAUUGAUUAGUAAUGGCAUCCAGAUAUAUCAGUUCCAAACAGAUGAUGAAACUAGCACUCACAUGAACUCCUCGAUGAAUAGCCUCUUACCUUUUGCUGUAGUAGGAAGUACGGAUGAAGUGAAAGUUGGAAAAAGGACAGUCAGAGGACGUCAGUACCCCUGGGGAAUUUUACAAGUGGAAAAUGAAAACCACUGUGACUUUGUUAAGCUCCGGGAUAUCCUUCUUUGUACAAAUAUGGAAGACUUGAAAGAACAGACUCACGCUUGGCACUAUGAACGUUACAGGCGCAACAGACUUCACAUAAUGGGAUUUACUGAUAUGGGUCCAAAUAACCAGCCAGUUAGUUUUCAAGAGAUCUAUGAAGCCAAAAGGCAGGAGCUCUUGGAGCAAUGUCAGAGGGAAGAAGAAGAGCUGAAACAGAAGUUUAUGCAGCGAGUAAAGGAGAAAGAAACAGCAUUUAAAGAAGCUGAAAAAGAGCUACAGGACAAGUUUGAACAUCUUAAGAAGAUGCAACAAGAGGAGACAACGAGACUUGAAGAGGAGAGGAGACAAUUGGAAGAAGAAAUCCUAGCAUUUUAUAAAAUGAAGGCCUCCUCUGGAACCUUGCAGAGUCAGGUGUGUACCAGUAUAAAGAAGGACAAAGAGCGUAAGAAAUAAUCCUUUACCAUUCUGUGUGUGGUAGAGCCCUUUCACUCUCUCGCUCAUCCUUCUGUGAGAUUUUCCUCAUAGCACUUAAUUCUGAUUGAAAUUAUGCUGUUUUAAAAUUUGUUUACUUGCUGUGUAUUUCCUCUCCCUAGAAGGUGAGCUCCUUGAGAACACAUACCUUGAUCAUCUUGUUAGAUGCUCUAUCAUCAGGGUUUAGAACUAGAGUAGCCCAGAAUUCGUGCUCAAUAAAUAUUUGCUAAAAUGAAAGAAGAUCAAAGAUGUAUGUAGCACAGUGUAAAAGUGUUGAUUUGUGGAAAUUCUCUUACCAUAGCCCUACCUGUGACUCUGGUGACCAAGUAUAUGUAUUAUUUCAUAUCUAAUAGAAGUAGGGGAUUUGUUGGCAUGCAGUAUUACAAAAAGCGAAUCCUUAUGCUCAUAUUCCUUAUAAAAUUCUACUGAUAAGAAUUUCUUGAUAGUUUUUAUUAAAUAAAAUGCUGUUU
Capra hircus (goat) is the source of this 1858-nucleotide messenger RNA. It is a transcript of the gene SEPTIN14, whose product is annotated as septin 14. The transcript has 10 exons. Gene Ontology annotation, cellular component: septin ring; septin complex; microtubule cytoskeleton. Lineage: Eukaryota; Metazoa; Chordata; Mammalia; Artiodactyla; Bovidae. Gene Ontology annotation, biological process: cytoskeleton-dependent cytokinesis. Gene Ontology annotation, molecular function: molecular adaptor activity; GTP binding; GTPase activity. The record is from RefSeq and is a predicted model, not a curated record. Bases 75 to 1370 code for a protein of 431 amino acids.